AUGGAGUGGCAGACCACCGGCAGCCUGUUGCUGGCCACGACCGCGGCGGAGAUGACGCAGUUGGAGGCGCGCGCGACCAUGCUGCAGGCCAACGGCGUGGAGGGCGUGCGGCUGCUGGGGCGCGAGCAGCUGCUGCGGGAGGAACCGGCCCUGGGGCUGCCGGCGUCGGCGGCGGGCCUGCUGGUGGACAGCGACGCCCAGAUCAGCGGCCGCGCCGCCGCUUUUGCGCUGCUGGACGAGUGCCAGCGCCUGGGCGCCGCCACCGGCCGCUGCCGCGUGCUGCUGCACGAAGGGGCGGUCGCGCUCGAGCCCGCCCCCGCGUCGUCCGUGGACGCCGCCGCCCCGGGCGCGGGGCCGGGCGCGCAGGUGGUCACAGAGACCGGCCGCCGCGUCCGCGCGCGCCGCGGCGUCAUGGCAUGCCGCCUGUGA
Messenger RNA from Monoraphidium neglectum, 429 nucleotides. RefSeq lists its product as hypothetical. Gene Ontology annotation, molecular function: oxidoreductase activity. Lineage: Eukaryota; Viridiplantae; Chlorophyta; Chlorophyceae; Sphaeropleales; Selenastraceae. Bases 1 to 429 code for a protein of 142 amino acids. The record is from RefSeq and is a predicted model, not a curated record. The transcript is spliced from 5 exons.